AUCGAUAAACCCUUGAGAUCCCGAGACUUGGGCGAAGCAAGCUUCAAUGGCGACUUCGACGGUGCUGUGUAGGUUAUCGUCUCGCCUGCGACCUGUAGCCCUCAAAAUCAACAAACCUUCACUCCCGAAAUCGAGCCCUCUCCCUCAGACUCGUCCUUCCGCUGCUCGCAUUUCUCGGUCCUCGAGGUUACCGGUGGAGCUGAGCUGCUUGGAGUCGAUGAUGCCGCUGCACAGUGCAAUAGCUUCGGCUCGAUUGAGGUCCAGCUUGUCCAUUGAGACCAAGUGUUGGGGAUUAGUUCCUCAAGGGAUCUCAAUGCCUUUAUGACAGCCAAAUUCUAGCAAGUUGUCACUAGGGCCUACUAUGUCCAUGGCACCGUGAAGGAACAAAGAUGUGUGUCGGUGUUAAUUAGUUAUCUUUUGCUCUUGAAAAGUUUGAUCCACAAUCUGCCAUGGGAGAUGGGUUAUUUGGCUAAUUCUUGUUUGCUCUUUGCUUAUUUCAUCCAGAAUUUCAUGUAUUCCAGUUUCAAACAUUGUUAUGCAAGUGCAUUGCAUUCCCAGAUUUUGCUCUUCAUCUCGGCAGGCUGUUAGUGGAAAACUAGGAUUGAGCCAAUAUAAUGUUUUGACAGUGUUAGAUUCUUGUUUAUGUCUGUUCAUCCAGUGGUUAAAUGAUGGUAAUUGGCAAUUUACACCUUAAUCUGAUUUAGAUGGCCGGCCCAUGCCUUCA
Molecule: messenger RNA, 724 nt
Organism: Diospyros lotus (date-plum)
Lineage: Eukaryota; Viridiplantae; Streptophyta; Magnoliopsida; Ericales; Ebenaceae
Product: protein NUCLEAR FUSION DEFECTIVE 6, mitochondrial
Exons: 3
Coding region: 47-325 (92 amino acids)
Cellular component (GO): mitochondrion
Source: RefSeq, a predicted model, not a curated record